This is a messenger RNA of Ahaetulla prasina, 4007 nucleotides long. RefSeq names its product myotubularin-related protein 9-like. Gene Ontology annotation, biological process: negative regulation of autophagy. The coding region runs from base 1718 to 3250 and encodes 510 amino acids. Lineage: Eukaryota; Metazoa; Chordata; Lepidosauria; Squamata; Colubridae. The record is from RefSeq and is a predicted model, not a curated record. The transcript is spliced from 10 exons.
AGCUUUGUCCUGCAUUGCUGGACUUCUCAUCAUGGUUCCUCUCCACCCCCAACCCCAGUUUGUGGACUUCACCUCCCAGAAUUUCUCAGCCACCAUGGCUAACUGCAGAAUACUGGAGUUGAAGUCCACACAUGUUAAAGUUGCCAAGGUUGAGAAAUAACUGGUCUAGGCAAAUGUAGCCUAACAGAGCUUAAAUCGCACUAUCAAACUUCAUUGAUUCAUCCUGGACAAUUAGAAUAAUUUUUUUGCUGCUUUGCAGAAGAAACCUAACUAAUAUGCCAUUGCAGUUUUAAAUUCUCAUUUGCAAUCUAAGCUACUUGGGUGGAUUACGCAGAUCCAAAUGAAGGAGAUUUGCCCACCCAAAUAUUACCAUACACUCUCAAGGGUUCUUUUCACGGGUUCUUUCAAGUUCCUUCACACUCAAGGAUGGUGAGAUUGGAAGCAAAAAUCAGGCAAGAAGGCCAAAUAUCCUGCAUUGGCUGGCUUGGGCUGGGGAUAGGGUGGUGGGAGCAAAACAAUGUGCUUUUCUUACUCUAACUGCUAAUGGAUUAGCUUUGUUCCCACUGAAGCUCCAUCUUGCAUCCUUUUGCUCUUGAGCUCUUCAAAAGGCAGCCAAAUGUGGGUUUAAGAGGUGACAAUUUUCUGCAAGAAGAAGCAUCACCUGCUCACUGAGUGGGGGGCUACAGAAGAGAUCAAAAGAAACUAGGAAUCUUACAUCUUCCUGGGGUGCAGGCCCCUGAGACAACAUUGCCUAGGCAAAAUUGGGGUGGCCCAUAUCCCCCAGAGUGGCAGAAUGAAGAGUGAGCCGGAAGAGGGAGGGCACUGAAGUUGGCAUCAGAUGCUCUCCAUCUCAGUGCCAAUUAACCUCUGCAUUUUUGACACAAUGCUAACCUUUCUCCUUUCCUUCCCGUGACUCUCAGCAUUCAGAAUUUAAGCUGGUAUCAAAGCUCCUGGACUAACGGCUCCCUACCAGAGAACAGGUUUGCCUUAACCAUUUUCACACACCGCAAGGCAUGCGAGCAAGUGAGGUGAUAGGCUGGUGCGUCAUCUACUUUUGGCUUCUGCAGCUGAUUUGCACAACCGGGGAGGGGGACCCCAUCUUUCCAGGUCUUGCUUCAGGAAUGAAAGUGAAUGAAUCCCAGACAGGUGAAGAAUGACCUUUCAGCCAUCCUGAUAUCCUUUUUCUACCUGCUGGAAAGGGAGGCCAGGACAAUUUGAUGAAGUGGGUAGAGAGAACUGGCAACAGGCACCAAAAUCAGAGAUCCGACUUCUUGCCAGAUAUAGCCCAGAUUUUGCUAUUAUAUGAACUGAGAGCAUAUUUUUAAGCAUGCACCGAGUAUUUAUCUUCUUGGCCUUGCGCCUCCUUUCCAAAAGCAGUUGAGAUAUUACAUUAUAAAUGCAUGGUGAUUGCCAAACAACCAAAUUUUGAUCACACAACAAUGGGCAUGCUGCAACAAUUGUAAUUUGUCGGUACCGCUGUAACUUUGAACAGUCGCUAAACGAAAUGAGGGCUACCUGUAGGUUUUAAAUAGUAGUUAAAUUUAGGAGGAUUUGAGGUGGGAUCAAGAAUAUUAGGCUUCCUGUAGCCUCCCACGUCCCUCUGACCUAAAAGCUUGGAAAAUAUGGAAAAUAAAUACCUCUUCGUCCUUCCAGGGAUGUUACCGGAGGGGGAAGCUGCCCCUUGGAAGAUCAGAAGGUCACCAAACAUUAUCCAUAAAUGGAUGCCAAAAAUUCUGAACAGUUCUCAAGGCCAUUCUCGUCUGGCAUUAAGGCCUGUAUAGUAGUUUGCAAGAACCACACACAGUGUUUAUUUCAGAUUUAUUUUAUCUGGAUGGAAAAGGAUGCACAGCGAUACAGGCUGGCCAACCAGUCUGGCACCAUCACUCUCAAAUGCAAAGACCUGAAAAUUCUGCAGUUGGAAAUCCCUGGAAUGGAGGAGUGCCUGAACAUUGCCAACUCCAUCGAGGCCCUUUCUUCUCUGGAAUCGGUGAUGAUGACAUACCCCUUCUUCUACAGACCCCAAAACACAACACUGGGCACUGGAUGGCUGACGCACAUUACUGAACAGUAUUACAAGCAGAUCGCAACUGACACAGGGGCUUGGAGGCUGAGUUCUAUCAAUGCAGACUUUGGAGUCUGUCCCAGUUAUCCACCACUUGUGAUUGUACCAGCAAGACUGGAUGAUGGGACCCUUCAGAAGAGCGCCCGAUUUCGCCAGGGGAGGCGAUUCCCAGUUCUCAGCUACUAUCACAAAAAAAAUGGCACGGCAAUGCUUCGCAGUAGCCAGCCCCUCGUGGGGCCCAACCGGAAACGCUGCCAUGAGGAUGAGCUGCUCUUGACCACCGUCCUGGAGGGUGGGGAACGUGGCUUCAUCCUGGACACCAGGUCACUGCAGGCUGCAAAGCAGGCCCGAGUGAUGGGGGGUGGCCUGGAGCACCGAAGCUGCUACCACGGCUGGAAGAGGCUGCACCGAGCUCUAGAGAGGGGUCGCUCUCUCCAGGAAAGCUUCAUCAAGCUAGUAGAAGCCUGCAAUGACCCUUCCGCCCACAUGGACCGUUGGCUGAGCAGGCUGGAAGCCUCCAAAUGGUUGUCCCAUGUCAAGGAAGCCUUGAAUGCAGCCUGCCUGGCAGCCCAGUGCCUGGAAAGAGAGGAGGCUUGCGUCCUGGUGCAUGGAGCUGAAGGGAAGGAUACCACCUUGUUAGUGACAGCUCUCGCCCAAGUUAUCCUGGAUCCAGCCUGCAGGACGUUGGCCGGCUUCCAGGGACUGCUGGAGCGGGAAUGGAUACAGGCCGGACACCCCUUCCAGCUCCGCUGCGCCCACUCUGCCUAUGCGCACGCCCGGCUCAAGCAGGAGGCACCCAUGUUUCUCCUUUUCCUUGACUGCAUCUGGCAACUGGGGCGCCAGUUCCCCUUCUCACUGGCAUUCAAUGAGCAUCUCCUGCUGGCACUCUUUGAGCAUUGCUACGCCUCACCCUGCGGCACGUUCUUGGGCAACAAUGAGAAAGAAAGGAGGUUGUGUGAAAUUAGGGAGAAGACCCACUGCCUCUGGCCCUGUAUAAACCAUGUGGAGAAAUACUUGAACCCCCUUUACGUGUACAACCCGCUGGUCAUCUGGCCCUCCGUGGAGCCACAGAGCUUGAUGCUCUGGCAAGGUUUAUUUCUCCGCUGGGUCCGUUCAUCCCAUCAUCUUGAUGAAGCAUGGGCAGAAAUUCAGCAAAUAGUAACGAACAGCCAAACCUGCUCACAGUAAUUGCACAGAGCAACAUGAAAGUACACUGCAUCACCCCCUUUUUAGAUUAAGUAAUCAAAGAAUUGGCUGGUCACCCCAAAAGAGGAGAGCUGAAAACAGAGGGAGAGUUGCUGACACAGAGCCACCAAGGAGAGAAAACAUUUUAUCUGUGGCAAUGAGAAGACUGUGAAUAUGUAGAUCUAUUUUCCAAGCCUAUUUUUUUAACUGUUACAAAUAAAAUACAGCUCUUUAAAAACAUAUUUUAGAUCAAGGAAGAUACUGUAUUUCCCCCCUCUAAAAGAGGGUGAAAAUUUGGGUGCAUCUUAUACUCUGAAUGUAGCCCCGCCCACCCACAGGCCCCCACCCUUUGGGAUCUGCCUCCCAGCAGUUUACCUCCUUGCAGCAAGCAACAAACAGCAAAAUAGCCCAUUUCAGCUUCAGCACAGCCUGAUUAGCACAAGCAGUUGAUUGUCGGUUGGAUCAGCCUCCAGACCCUCAGCUGUUUCAGGCUGCAGGGAUUGCCAUGGCCUAUUGCCACGUGGGCCUCCACUGCUUGCUGCAAGCAGGCAAAUUGCUAGGAGGUAGAUUUUUUUUUUCUUGUGAUGAAAAUGAAACUAAAGCAGGCUGUUUGCAGCAGUGAGGCAAACUGGGAGGCAGAGGCAAGAGUUAUUGUGUUUUAUGAGUCUUAUUUUCUUCUUUGUGUCCUUUUGUUGUAAAAUUUCUGUCUAGAAUCAACAAUUAGCUGGAAUUUAAAAAGCAUUUCACUAACUUAAUUAAA